Molecule: messenger RNA, 2970 nt
Organism: Bicyclus anynana (squinting bush brown)
Lineage: Eukaryota; Metazoa; Arthropoda; Insecta; Lepidoptera; Nymphalidae
Exons: 7
Coding region: 468-983 (171 amino acids)
Biological process (GO): septate junction assembly
Source: RefSeq, a predicted model, not a curated record
UGGGCGCUAGCUUUAGAAUAGUUUGAUUGUUUUUCUGAUUAAAGUUUUAUGAAUCAAGUCUUUCGCACUGUUUUCUUUAUAGUACAGUGUUAGUGUGUGUGAUCGUAUUCGGAAAAAGUCGCGACAAAUUCGAGUCAAGGAUCCGAUUGUGUUGAUUUCAAUUGAAUAACUAUCUCGAUAGUUAACCACAUAGUUAAACGCAAUAAACGCUAAAACUGGAGAGCCCUUACGCAACCUUUGUGACGAUAUCUCCCGAACUGAAGGAGUUCUUGCGCGAAUUCGACGUUUGUUUUUUGGACAAAAUUGCGCCGCUAACGGAGCCGAGCCGGCGUUCUAGUGUGGUGACGAUAUCGUCCGAACUCCAGCUGAAGGAUAUUCUGUACGAGGUCGACGUUGCUGCUGACAAAAUUGCUCCAUUAAAGGAAAACGUGUCGGAGUACGGCGGUGGAGCGAGGGUAGUUUGGGCCAUGUCGGCGGGUGACAGGGAGUCGGAGGCGCAAGCCAAGAAGGGGGAAGAUGGACAGACUACUGAAGGGGGAAGUCGGGCUGCGAUAGCCUUGAAGGAGCACUGGUGUGUUAGCUUGAGGAUCGUUGAAUUCAUUCUGGCAGUGAUCGCCAUUGGUCUGCUGGUGGGUACGCAAUACGCUCCACAAGUUUUGCACUCCAAUAUUCGCCACAUUUCCUUGGUCUACUCUGCAUAUUCGAGUUACAUCAUCAUCACCGGUGUGCUGAUCCUAGCGCGGUUGUUGGGGGAGUCCGCGGCGUGGAAGACUUCGCUGGCCUUUUCAGCCGUGGGCGCCAUCUUGUUCAUCGCUUCGGCCGGAAUCAUUUUCUAUGACUGGCACAGGUCCUACUACGCGAAUGUUCGUCCCAACAAGGAGGCCUACGACCUCAUCUUAUCUUCAGGCGUCUUUGCCGUCAUCGACGCUGCAGUAUUCCUUAUUCACGCCUUCUUUACUUUUAGAAAAGAAUCUGAUUAUUAAUUAAUUAUGAAUACAUCAAAAUUCUUUUGCACCGUUUAAUAAUGUCCCACAAAAUUAUCUGACGCGGUGGCCAAAGCUGAAACUAACGCAAAGGAGGCAUAGAGUUACCGGCAGCGGUCGCCAUUUUAAAAUUAUAAAAAAAUAAAGCGCGACAACAGCGGGCCAGAUAGGUUUGUCUUACUUUUGCCCGUUUGAAAUUUAAAAUUGACAGUCAAAAUAAUAGGCAGCCAUAUUGGCCAUAUUAAAAACAACGUUCUGAAAUAUUUAUAAAUAAAAUUAUUACUUUUAAAUUAAGUUUAUUAUGCAAAAGAAUUUAUUAAUCAAUGUAUAUUUAUUUUAAAUUUAGUUUAACGAUUUAUUAAUAUGAUUUUUAUUUACUCCCAAAGCAUACGUUUGAAUGUAGGUGUGUAGGUGUAUUAUACGUAAUGAUCGGAUACUUUGUACAUAUUAUAAUAUUGUUUGAGUUGUCCUGGAGUGUAGCUUUGAUUAUUUUAAUUUUAUUUUAUUUAGAAUAUAAGUUUCUAAGAGUUGUCCAAUGACGCAGCUGUUUAUAUGAAUAAAAAAAUCAUUACUUUCGGCCGAGACAGUGCAAGUUAGAAAUGAAAAUUUUUCUAUAAGUACUUAGAAAAUAAGAUAAUUAUUAUUUUAUCUCAUAAUGGAAAUCGUAAUAAAUGGUAUAAGUUUUAUUAAUAAAAAUUAUUGUUAAUUUAUAUUUUUAGACAGGUAAGAUAAAGAAAUACUAAUACAUUCCCUUUCAAUAUCAAUGUUACCCACUUGAGUAAAUUGUAUUUAAAUGCAGUACUUAUUAAAUAUCAUUAUGAAUAUAAUCCACUAGGUAGAUUCCUGGAUAAAGAUCAUUGAGUUAUCUUUUAUAAAAAUAAUUAAUUUGAAUUUCUAAAUUCAUUUUUUUUUUCAAAACAAAAAAAAAGGACAAAUUGUAUAACAUUACUUUUUAAACGUUUUGUAACCAAGAACGAGAGAAACCACCGUUGGUAAUGUAGUGUAUAUAAUAUUAUGUAUGUAUAAUAAAACUAACUUACUAAUCUAUACCACAGUAUUUAAAUUUUUAAAGUAUUGUAAGUAAGCAGUAUUAUACAAAAACAUGUACCUAAUACCUAGUUCACCCCUAACGCGAACUUAAAAAAGUAUUGCUCCAUUUAGGGACGCAUUCGGCUUUUAUUACUUUUCAAACAUUCAGAAAUUCAGCAAAUAAACCACGAAAAUGUAUAAAAUAAAAUAAAGUAAUUUUUUGUUAUUUUGUUAUGUUAUUUUUAGAUUUUAAGUUAUACUUAAUUGAUUGAUGAUUGUAUAGGGAGGCCAAAGCAGUAAUCAGUAUCCGUCCAGUGGUAUUUAAGUUUUACUAUACUAUUUUCUUUUUAUCCAUCAAAUCUUCAAACGCUAUAUGUAUACAAUAACAAAACUAAUAAAUUUAUGUUUUUUUAUAUUUCUAAUUAUCUUGUUUUCUAUAUAUGUAGUCCUAGUAGUAGUAGAAGAUUUCGUAAUCUCAUUAAGUAUAAUUAAAUAAGUAUUUUAUAUAAAUACAUAGUAAUGUAUGUUAUACAAUUAAGUGCAUUAUAAUAUUGUAAGUGCCUAAUAUUGUACUUCACAGUUUAAAGUAGAACAAAAUAAAAAACGGAAAUGUAAAAAGAUAUUGAAGUGAAUAUUUAAUAACAAGAGUUGUUAACUGGAUUAUUUGUCAAUUUAAAAACAUCUGUGUAAUAGUUUAAAUACCUUAAUUACAUUUUUUAUUGCUUAACAUGUAAUCAGGCGCUAUUGUUACCUUAUAAGUAAUAUGCAUUUGGGGAGAGGUAUCCGCGUACCAUAAUAUUGAAUGUAUAUAAAUAAUAUAAAAUACGUAAAUGUUGUGACUCGGUUGUUUAUUUUUGUUUUUAUAAUAUGUUAUAUUACCAAUAAGUUAUUGCAAUGAGUAUUAUAAUAUUGCAUUGAGUGUAUGUUUUUUUAAGUAAAUAAAUAUAUUUGCACGAUA